Sphaeroforma arctica JP610 is the source of this 3255-nucleotide messenger RNA. RefSeq lists its product as hypothetical. Bases 1 to 2985 code for a protein of 994 amino acids. The record is from RefSeq and is a predicted model, not a curated record. NCBI's taxonomy places the organism in Eukaryota, Ichthyosporea, Ichthyophonida. The transcript has 14 exons.
AUGGUGCGCCACGUGCAUAUGGGUGACCUCCAACCGUCACUCUACGUGAAGGACUUCUUCAUGGCGUACGAAUCCGUUCAAGUGCUUACAAAAGAAAAUUCUAACAAGGGUCAAUUUUUAGAUCAAUACAACGAUCCAAGUGUGGAACCCCCGGAAAAAUGGCGCGAUCAAAUCAUAAAUAGAAAACGACUUCCUGAUCUAGACCUCGCAGCCGUGUCAGUGAAAAGAACCAGACUCAAUGCUGCUGUCUGCAAACAAGCCAAAACACCUGAUGUAUCCACCAAACAAUCAGCCGCUAGUGCCAAAAAAGGGACUGCCGCGACUAAACAAUUGGCCCAUACGAAUCAAGCGGUACCCCGAUCCAAGCUGUCAACAUCCCAGAGCAAACUAGCAGCCGCUAACCCCAAACAGAAAACUGCCUCCGCUAAACAAACCGUCAAAGCUGCUCCCAACAAACAAACUGGUACCCAUGCCAAACUUGCCACUACUCCUGCGACACACGCAACUGCUCCUGCUCCACAAAUAGCUGCUUCUGCUAAACAAGCAAUUACUCCUGCUCCACAAACAGCUGCACCUGCUAUACAAACAACUGCCCCUGCUCCACAAGUAGCUGCUCCUGCUAAACAAGCAACUGCCCCUGCUCCACAAACAGCUGCUCCUGCUAAACAAGCAACUGCCCCUGCUCCACAAACAGCUGCUCCUGCUAAACAAGCAACUGCCCCUGCUCCACAAGUAGCUGCUCCUGCUCCGCAAACAGCUGCUCUUGCCCCACAACCUGCUGUAGCUGCUCCACAAACAACUGUUCCUACGUCACAGCCAGCUGUAGCUGAUUUAAAAACAGUUGCCCCAGCUCCACAAUCAGUGGUGGCUGCUCCACAAACAACUGUUCCUGCCCCACAGUCAGCUGUAGCUGAUUUAAGAACAGCUGCUUCUGCUCCACAAACAACUGUUCCUUCCCCACAGUCAGCUGUAGCUGAUUUAAAAACAGCUGCUUCUGCUCCACAGCCAGCGGUGGCUGCUCCACAAACAACUGUUCCUGCCCCACUGUCAGCUGUAGCUGAUUUAAAAACAGCUGCUUCUGCUCCACAACCAGCGGUGGCUGCUCCACAAUCAACUGCUCUUGCCCUACAGUCAGCUGUAGCUGAUUUAAAAACAGCUACUUCUGCUCCACAACCAGCGGCGGUUGCCCCACAAACAACUGCUCCUGCCCCACAGUCAACUGCUCCUGCUCCACAACCAGCGGUAGAUGUUCAACCAGUUGCCGCAGUCGUCCCAGAAGCACCUUCGGCUGAGAUAAAGAAAAUUGUGCCGGUAGUAGAGAAGGUAUCAGGUGAGACCACCAAGAAGACUAAAAAAAGCAAAGCACCAGAGAAUGAAACUGCAGAGGCCACGAAGACCGUCUCAAGUGAUUCCGCCGAUGCGAAGAGGGCGAAAGCAGCUGAAAGAAAGUUAGCAAAGGAAAAGAAAGAAACCGCAAAGCAUGCUACCAUGGCGGACAGCCAAAUCGUAACAGAGACCAAUUCAGCCGAGAAAAAGAUGGCUGCAAAUGUCUCUGAGGCAGUGGAAACCACGCAUGUCACCGAAGCCAUGGCUCCCAAGGAACCCCUAGUGGUGGUGGAUCAGCUCUCUGCUUCCACUAGUGCCCCUGAAACCGCAACUGCCAAGCCAUAUAUCGCGAGGAAAAAGCCGGCUGCAAAGCCAGCUAGACACGUGCCUGAGCCUACUGAGUCAGAAAAAGCCGACCUGAUCAAACUCCGAGAGGAUCUUGAGAGGAAAAUGGCGGUGCAGAAUACCAUCGCACGAGCCACUGAGACAGCUCUCAAGGAAACUGUAGAAGCUAUUAAAGCAACCACUGAUGCUGACAGUGCCCCCGAGAAGUUAGAAGCUCCCUCAACCCCAACAAAGACGGCUGCGAGUGUAAAGCCUGCUAUGACUGCCCGGGCGGCCAGAGCCGAGCUCACGAAACAAAAGAAGGAGGCAGAAAGGGCGGAGAAGGAAGCUCUCAAGCUGAAAGAAAAGGAGGAAAAGGAAGCUAAGAAAUUGAAGGAAAAGGAGGAGAAGGCAGCACAAAAACUGAAAGAAAAGGAGCAGAAAGAAAAGGAAAAGGCAGAGGCUGCGGCGAAGGCCAGGCAAGAAAGAGAAGCCACUGCCGCUGCUAUGAAAAAGUCAAAAACCCCGCCCCCUCCCACUAUGAGGGCUACAAGGAACGCAACCUCGAAGACACCAGCGGUACCAAAAAUAGAGAAGGUGGCAGAGAAGCCCGAACCAAAGCUGAGCAUCACAGACGCAACCGAACCCAUGGUGGAGGGAUCGGAGAGUGACGAGGACGAUGUAGAGAGCAGUUCAGACGAGGAAGUGGAGAAUGUCACAGUCCGCGCUCAUAGCACGCGUGCGUCUUCCAGCAGUAGCUCGUCCAGUGACUCGUCGAGUGACUCGUCGUCUGAUUCGGAAAGCAGUGACGAGGACGACGACAAUGAUGACGAAGUGGCCUCCCCAGUGCCAAGCAGCGACAAAGCAAAGAGCGUCAAGAACAAUGCAGCCCAAAGUACGACAUCAAAGGUAGAGAAAUCAACGGAGACUGAUGAUGUGCAGAAACCUGAUAAGUCGGCAACACAAAAGUUAUCUGAGACGGUUGUAAACGAGAGUGAUGAUAUGAAUGUGGACGAAGAGCCCGUACAGCCCAAACCGGUCAAAACGAUACAGUUCGUUGCCGCUCAGGUAUCCAAAGAUGAUGACAGUAGUAGUAGUAGUAGCAGCGACGACAGUGACUCUGACUCUGGAGAAGAUCUGGCUGCACAGCUCAAAAUGUUGGCCAAGAAAACCGCGCCUAAGACUAAGAAGGUUAUUGUACCCAAAAAGGUGGUAAAGCCACGGGCACCAACUCGAAGUACCGCUGUUAAAAGGAAGGCGGCCGCGACUCCCAACAAAAGAGCACUGUCCAUGAAACGCAAAGUUACCAAAGUACCUACUGAUCUUCUGAGGUAGAAGGUUGAUGGCAGGGAACACUAUUCUACUCGUGAUACGAAAACUCAACAUCUGUAGCGCUAGCGUGGCUAGCCGUGGUAAAUUCAUUGGAGUAUGUUCUUAUGAUGAAAUUAUUCGAUACAUACUUCGAAAAAAACGACACUUGCUCCAACAAGAUGUCACUUGCAAUUAUUCCCGCGAAUAACUGUAAGCAGAGGCGGUGGUGAAAUCAUCGAUAUAUACCUUUUAAAAUUAAACGACACAUUCUUAAACAAUAUAGUAAAUUCAGGU